CGACUGGUGGCUGCCACACUCGCGGCUGGAAGCACGUGAGGCAGUUGUUGCAAGAAUCAUUCGCCGUUGUUGCACCCGAGUCAGGUUCACUGGAAUCGUUCCAAGUCACUGCAUUCGGCUGGCAAUCGAGCUAGAAUCCAGUCAUGCUGAGGUAUACUUCCGCCAUCAAGAUUUCGCUUUGUCUGCUGGGAGUAUUUAUCGAACAGUCCUGCGGUCACUUCGGGAGCUGCGAGGACCACACCCCGCGAUGCGCUGAGUGGGCUCGUCAGGGGCUUUGCCAGCAGAACGAACUGUUCAUGACGCACAACUGCCCCGUCAGCUGUGACCUCUGCAUCGAUCCGCAAUGUCGUGACCAGGAUCGCAGGUGUUCGGCUUUUGCUCAACAGGGCAAGUGCUCAGUCAUCCCAAAUAUGUUGAAGAUCUGUCCGCAUUCCUGCAACAACUGCAAUAUCCCAGUUUUUAAAACCAUUAUCAAUCCGGACUUCCAGUGCGGCGGCCCAGGGAAUGCACGGAGAAAUAAACGCCAAGUUAUCUUCCCCGAUGAGCUAAGCGGCGUGAAGCCAACGAAAAUAAAAGCGGUGUCAAAAGAAAAGCCAAUGAUGAUGAAAUUGGUUGGCAACAUGAACGGCAACAUCAACGUGAACGACACCUUCUGCGGGGCGACGCCCAUUUCCGAUCGCUUCCUCCUGACGGCGGCCCACUGCGUCUUCAGCUCCACCCACACGCCGCUGACCGUGCGCCUGGGAGAGCUGGACUUCGGAAGCGAAAACGAAAAAAACUCGCAGCCUGUUGAUUACGAUAUUGAAGAGAUCAUUGUGCAUCCUGAGUAUGAACAAGACUCCUUCACCAGAUAUAACGACAUCGCACUUAUAAAGACCAUCCAAACCAUUCGAUUUACGGACCUGAUCUUCCCGUUCUGCAUCACCGCCGACCGACCGCAGCACGGAAACGAAGUCAUUGGCGCUGGCUUCGGCAAAGUCAACUCCACGACAAGAGUAACGCAUCUGCAGGAGGUGGUACUGAACAUCGUAGGACCCGCCGAAUGUGAGAAAAUCUACGAGAGAGAAAGCAACCUGCAGCUGCUGAGGCUGUCCUACCCGAACCUGCUUCAAGGCAGAGGCAUUUUGUGCGCCGCUUUCCCAGGCAGGGAUGCUUGCGAGGGUGACUCAGGAGGACCUCUGUUCACGGAGGACAGCCAAGGGCGCCGGUUCCUCGUGGGCAUCGUCAGCGCCGGCAUCCCGUGCGGCGACGAUGGCGUGUCGCUUCUUCCGGGGACUUACGUGAGCGUCGCGGAUCAAAUCGACUUUAUUGACAGCGUCUUGUAUCCCUAAUCUACUGAAAUUAGAAAGGCUUGUGAUAAGAUCUAAAAAAACAAAUAGGUUGGAAUACAAACACACAUACACACGCACGCACGCACACAUGCACACAUACACACACACACACACACACACACACACACACACA
Messenger RNA from Penaeus indicus, 1464 nucleotides. RefSeq names its product phenoloxidase-activating factor 3-like. The transcript has 10 exons. Gene Ontology annotation, molecular function: serine-type endopeptidase activity. The record is from RefSeq and is a predicted model, not a curated record. Gene Ontology annotation, biological process: proteolysis. NCBI's taxonomy places the organism in Eukaryota, Metazoa, Arthropoda, Malacostraca, Decapoda, Penaeidae. Bases 144 to 1331 code for a protein of 395 amino acids.